GGGGGAAGCGUCCUUGGAGAUGUUGUUAGUGGUGUAACUUUCUCAUCUUUCGAACCUCUGCGUACACAAUGUCUGUGUCAAAGAACUGACAACUAAUCGAUAAUACCACAGAGGCCAAUGAGAAAACGUCUAAAGUAACCAUGACUGCAGCUGCCCUCAUAGGAGACCAGCUGAUCCUUGAAGAGGACUACGAUGAGAACUAUAUACCCUCUGAACAAGAGAUCCAAGAGUACGCAAAGGAGAUUGGCAUUGAUCCAGACUGUGAGCCGGAGCUCCUGUGGCUGGCCAGGGAGGGCAUCGUUGCCCCUUUGCCUCAUGAGUGGAAGCCUUGCCAGGAUGUGACAGGGGACAUCUACUAUUUCAACUUCUCCACGGGCCAGUCCACCUGGGAUCACCCCUGCGACGAGCACUACCGCCGCCUGGUGGCCCAGGAGCGUGAGCGCACCCAGCUCACGGCCGCUGCAGGAGGCAAAGGGGUGAAGAAAGACAAGGACAAGAAAAAGAAGAAAGAAAAGAAGGAGAAGAAAGAGAAAAAGAAGAAGGAGCCGCUCAUGACUCCUGGAGCUCUGACUUCAGCCUUGGGACCCUUAGCGUCCCCACUGGGUGCUCUGGGUCCUCUGAGAGGUCUGGAUGCCUCUGUCCCAGGCCCACUCUCUGGAUCUGCCCCUGCUCUCCGUGGGUCCCUCAGCAGCUCUGGGGGACUGGAGCCCCUCAAGACCCCCCUAGGGGGUCCUAGAAGCAUUGGGGCAUCUAGUGUUUUAGGCAGCAGGCAGGAGGAGAGGGUGUCUCUUACUCUUCCAGGUUUUGAUGAUGAUGAAAGUGAUGACGACAAAAUCUCAGAAAACGAGCCAAGUCCCCGUGGUUCAGACAGGCUCCUGAAGAACCUCCACCUGGACCUGGAUGCCCUUGGAGGGGGUCUACAGUAUGAGGACAGUGAAGCCAGUGGUAGAGCUUUACCUGAGGAGAGGACAGAGCCGGAGCUUCAGGACUUGGCCUUGUCUGGAGACCACAGCCCUGAACCACCGUCUCAACAGGACUCUUUGAGGGGCCGUCACCUCCACCUGUCCCCACUUACAAGCAGCAGAAACCACGUCAGUGAGGAGGGGGGCGGUCCUAUCAGCCCUGAGCCAGAACACUCUGCUGAACACUCAGAACAGGAAGUAGCAGAGGAGUUGAAUGAACUGGAGGAGGGGGAUGAGGAGGAGGGAGGAGAGUUGGAAGAUGGAGAUGUUUAUGGAGAGAAGCAAGAGGAUGAAGGAGGAGGGGAAGCGGAGGAGGCAGGCGAGGAGGAGAAGGGAGAGGACAGAAAUGAGCAGGAAGAUGGAGAGGAAGUAGACAGGAAAAGCAAAGAGGAGGGUGACGAGAUGGAGGAAGAGCAGAGAGAAAGUAAAGCGUCUGUGGAAAGCAAGAAAGAGGAGGAGGAGGAGGUAGGAAGUGAUGAGGUGGAGGAGGAAUGCUGCGAAGGUGAGGACGAAGAGGAAGAUGAAGGGGAUUGUGGAGUGACAGAGAACAUGAAACGCACUGAGAAGCAGGACAGCAAUGAGGGAGAGGGGGAUGACAGUGAUGAGAGGGUAGAAAGGUGCAUUGAAAGCCAGGAUGAUGAGACCGAAGACAGAGGGGAGAGUGAUGAGGCGGUGCAGAGUUUAAUGGGGGAGAAAGACGAAGUGCAAAAAGUAGGAGAAGAGGAGGAAAUUGAGGAGGAUAGUGAUGAAGUUGUGGAGCAUUGCUUCAAAAGUGAUAAAGAUGAAGGGAGUGAGGAGGAGGACAAAAAUGACAAAGACAAAGAGCAAGAGAGAAGCAUAAAGGAUGAAGAAGUUCAGAAUGAAAGUAAGGAGGAAGAGGUUGAGAAGAAUAGCAAAGGAAUGGAAGAGAGGGAAAAAGAGGAGGAGGACGGUGAGAGCGAGGAGGCUUUGGAGAGAUGCUCCCUGAGCCAGAGGAAGCUGACAGACAGUGAUGAGGAAGUGUUAGAGAGGUGUGUGCGGAGCGAGGGGGAAGAAACAGUGAGGGAAGGGACGGACACUGAGGAUGAAUCCGAUGCCCAAAAGCCCCCAGCAGCAUCGGAGAGUGAGGAGGAAGUGGUGGAGGUUUUUAAGACGGGAACGGCCGAGCUAGGCCAGAAGACGAUGUUGAGUGACCUUCCCCAAAAGGGAAAAACUCUUGCUGACGAGAUGAAGAGUGUGACCAAAAAAAGCCUCCUUCCUGAAGAGGACUCUGAGACCAGUAAAAGCAUUGAGGAGGCUUCAUCCUCCAUAGAUGUCAAGCUGUCGGAGAAGGUUCGGGACAUCAACGACUUGUCUGGAACUGUCAGUCCUCUGGAGAAAGAUGACAGAGAAGAAACAAGAGAAGAAGAGGAGAUUGAGGAGAGGGCAAAGACAAAGGCUGCUGAGGCUACAAAGAGCCCUAUGUCUGAAGACAAAGGCGACCCUCUAACCCAUAAUGUUGACCGACUCGUCCUCCACCAGUCCAGCCCUACACCCUCCCUCUCCAGCCCCUCCCACUCAGAGCGAGGGGUCGAGCUCCGACCGAAAACCGAAGGUUUCGGCAUUUCUUUGGGGCUCCAGAGGCCUGAAACCGCCAGAGGUCGGCUGGUCCGCACUUUAAACACCCAACUUGAAGAUGCCGAACUCCCCUUACAGAACCAAGACAACUCGCUGGAUGAAGAGCCAAGCUGGAGAACCCUGAAGGACAGAGGGAAGAAAGAGAGGCAGGAAGAGGAGGAGAGGAAGACGGCAGAGAGAGAGGAGAAGAGUCUGAGAGAAAGGAAGGAGGAGGAGAGAGAGAAGAGGAAGGUGGAUCAGGGGGUGGAGGAGGAGAGGAAGCGAUUGAUGGGGGAGAAGGAGAAGAGGAUGCGUCUCCUCCAGGAGGAGCUGAAGAGAGAAGAGGAGGAGGAGGAGAGGAAACUGAAGGAAGAGAGCGAGCAAAGACUAAGGGCUCUGCGGCAGCGUCUCCUGUCUGAGAGGAGAGAGGAGGAGGCCAGGCUCACUGAGGAGUCUGACAGCAUGCUGGAGGAACUCAGAGAGUCUGUCCAGAGGGAGAGGGAGAAGCAGCAGCACAAGCUCAGAGAGGAGAGCGAAGCCAUGUUGAAAGAGUUACGUGUCACUCUAGAGGAAGAACGAGCAGCGGAGCGCGACAGGCUGGAAUCCCAGAAGAGGAUGGACAUCGAACACCUGAAGGCAGAGUUGGAAGAGGAGCUGCAAGCAGAGAGGAGGAGGAUCCAAGGAGAGAAGGAGGAGACACUGAACUCUCUUAAACAGGAGGUCAAAAGCACAGAAAGGAGGAGGGAGCUGAUGGCGACUCCACGACCUGAACAGCACCUGGUGGAGUACCGCCGAGAGCUGGCUGAUGUGCUCCAGGAAGUGCGGGAGGAAGUGCAGCGUGAUCACGAGAGGAAGCUGGAGCAGCUGAGGGAGGACCACAGGAGAGAGAUGAACAACAUCAGGGAGAAAUACCUGGAUGAGGAGACCGCUCAGAGGGAGCGCUUGUUGUCCACUCUGCAGGAAGACAGAGAGCGUCUCCAGGCCUCCCACGCUGUCCAACUGGAGAAACUCCGGCUGCAGCUCGACAUGCAGAUACAAAAGACACAGCUUACGCACUCACGCAAGGAGUCAGAGCUGCAGGAUCUGGCAGAUCAGUUGGAGCUGAGAGCUAAAGAGCUGAAGAGCCAGGAGGCCAUGCUGCAGACCAAGGUAGCAGAUCUGAAGAGGAGGAGGAAGAAACUUGGGGAGGAAGAGGAGGAGGUGGACAGACAGAUCGAGACCUUACCCCGGCUGAUCCAGGAGAGAGACCAGCUGAAGGAGGAGCUGGAGAGGAUGAGAGAGGAGAAACACCAAGCCCGAGAACUCAUCCAGAGAGCCAGGCAGGAGAGGAGCGAGGCCAGGGAGGAGGAGGGGAGGCUGAGAGAGGAGAGAGACAAAGCUAGAGAAGAGAGCAGGAGAGUGAAGGAGGACAAGGAGAGACUGGAGAGCAAGGUGACGCUGCUGCAGGAGAGAUGCGACCGUCUCAGCUGCAGAGUCAGUGAGUUGGAACAAGGUGAAGGAGCGAGCGCCUCCCCCAGACAAGAACCUAAACAAGACAAAAAGACGGAGGAGAAAACAGAGGUGACGGCGCCCUCCAGUGACAGGAGAGACUCAGCACUACAUGUAGAGGACCUGGACGACUCACCGCUCUCCCCUGUACCUGACAGCCAGAGCAGCAUGGACGAGUUUCGACGCUACAUCUCCUCACACGGCACCUCCAUCCAAAAAACCAAACUCUUCCUGGAGAGGGAGAGCAGCCGGCUGAUGGAGAGACAGGCGGCUCUGCAGGCGGCCCAGACCGACUCCUCCCAGGACCCCGGCCACGAAGGAGGGGUGGUGACUAAGGAGAUGAUGAGAAACCUCCUGCAGGAGGCCAGAAAUGUGGCGGAGCUGCAGCAGACGGUUCAGAGAGGGAACUCUCUCCUGAGGAGGAAAGAGGAGCAGCUGCAGCAGCUGGAGAGCUCUAUAGCUGAAGAGCCUCUGUUUGAAGACCUGUCUCGGCUGGCAGGAGAGAGGAAGGUGACCUUCGAUGUGACAGAGUCGGACCUCAGCAGCACCGCGGAUCCACCGGAUGGGACAGGAGGCCAUCCCACAGUCCCGGCCAAAGUCCAGGAGUUAGCAGAGUCCCUGCAGCAGAUCUCAGGCCAGCUCAACACCGUCCUGAGUGCACUGGAUUCAAUAGCUCAGAGGCAGAGUGCCACACCUUACACAGCCUUCACUCUGCCUCUAUCUCAGCCUCACUCCACCCCAGCUCCCACCUCUGCUACAGCCACCUCUGCCACAGCCACCUCCACGUCUGUCCCAGUAAUGCCCCAGAUGCACACCCUGGGCCCCAGCUCUUUAGCCCCACCUGCCCCAGUGAGGCUCUCAGAGCCUUCCUGGAGCUGGGCACCUCUGGGGAGCUCUGCUGCCACACCUCUCUACAGCUCCCCCCUCAGCAGUGGGCUGAGGGCCUCUGAGGACCUCAUCAACAGCCGAUGGAGCCAGAUUUUCCCUGGAGCAGCUAUGGACCCAGUUACCUCCAGCACCAUGAGGACCACCUCAGCCUACUCACCAUACACUCCCGUCAGUGAACACAGCCGCAGCCUGCGGUCCAUGCAGAAGUCAGUGGAGGUGGACGGCCAGAGGCUGCAGGGGCUGAUCGACGGCAACAAGAGGUGGCUGGAGAUGCGCAAGAAAGACACCAGCAUGUAUCCUUCUGUCACACAUACUCAACCACACACACUAACACACAAAAAGGUUCAGUAUCCACAUGAAGAGCGCACAAGGCAGUGUCUGGUUUUUAACCUCAUCUCAGUACCUCUGUUCACUCGUUAUCGGGCUCCGUCCUCCACGAGCGGCCUGGUCCAGCUAGGCCUUGACGACAACAACCAGAUUAGAGUCUAUCAUUACUGAGGACACGAUGCACAGUUCAGUCCUGUUGCCCCAUGACUGGCACCGAGGACUUUGACUGGCUUGAAUGACUGUGGCAGGUCAGAGCCUCACAUUUUUUUUUUUUAACUUUCAGUGCAAAGGUUUUCAGGGAAAGUCCGGGCCUCCUCUGCUGUGAUUGGAGGAAGAACUGACUGCAGAGAAUACGGCCGUUCAGGGAGCCACAUGUCACACAGGGCUGAGGACUUUUAUCCUCCAAAUGAGACAGGGCUGCGAGAAGCAGACGACUCCUUAAAGCACUUCAGUGUCAUGUUUACAGAUUUUUUGCUCCAGACUUGGGCCAAACACUUUUCUGAAUGACAAGCACUGAGGAACAUCACCAUGUCUUCUUUAUUACUGAGAACUUCCCAUACAUCAUGUGAUUGGUCUUCAUGUUGUGAACUCCACUCAUUUGCUUCUGCAGGCAGGAUAUAACAUUAAAAAGCAGUGUUUUACAGAUGAACAGGGGUCCAGCUCCAUUUCACGACAGGUUACAUUUGUAUUUAUGCCACUGGUUUUGUAAAUGAUGUGUGUGAACUGUUGGGUUUUUAAUAAUUCCUUCGAUUCUUCUCAUUUUAGUCUUUCAAAAACAGGAAUCGCUGUUGUUUGGGUAAACAUGAAGCCAAUCUGCUUUUAUUUUACAUUACUUUUCCUGUUCUCUCUCUUUAACACAGACCUAGUGCAGCAGUUGUUGUGAGUCGUCGACUAGUAAACUUUAAACCAAUGUGUAGGCAGAAAAAAAUGUCCUUUGUGCGUGUAUAUUUGUGUAAAUGCUGUAUUUUUUACUAAGUAUUUUAAUAAAUUUAAUUUUAUACAUAUGCA
Toxotes jaculatrix (banded archerfish) is the source of this 6248-nucleotide messenger RNA. RefSeq names its product centrosomal protein of 164 kDa-like. Gene Ontology annotation, molecular function: protein binding. The coding region runs from base 141 to 5411 and encodes 1756 amino acids. NCBI's taxonomy places the organism in Eukaryota, Metazoa, Chordata, Actinopteri, Toxotidae. The transcript is spliced from 28 exons. The record is from RefSeq and is a predicted model, not a curated record.